CUGAGGAAGUUGCAGGAUCUUGGCCACGAUCCAGGAGAUCUACAAAUACCUCCAGACUAUCUUGAGAAUAAUAAAUGGAAAGAUGUAGAGAGUGUGAGAGCAAAAGAGUUUCAUGUGAGAUCUUCAUUUCUAAUGAGGUUAUGAAGUUGUUUGGAUUCUACCAAGAGCAAUAUCAGAAAACAGACUGGCAGAAGAUGAAGGCAUUUGACAGGAGAAAACGUGAUCGGGUGGACCAUAUUUUGUCCUAUGGUGAAUUUGUGAAGAAGACCGAAGCUGAACUCAGUAAAGAUCUUGAUGUUGCUAGCUCAACCUCCACCAAACCGCAGAUUAAAACUCUGUACUCCACUGCUAUUGAGAAGCUGAAGAUUAAACCGCUGUCUCAGCAGAAGUAAUUUCAGUAAUGGAUGUUAAUUGUGUGACCUUACGAAGGGAUGCCUCUUGUAUUUCUUUUAUA
Messenger RNA from Chiloscyllium plagiosum (whitespotted bambooshark), 454 nucleotides. The record is from RefSeq and is a predicted model, not a curated record. Lineage: Eukaryota; Metazoa; Chordata; Chondrichthyes; Orectolobiformes; Hemiscylliidae.